AUGGAUGAAAUGCUUGCCAAACCACCCUCCGAUUGUUGCUUCCGUCCGGGAUCUCAACAAAUUGGAACGCCGAGAGGAAACAUACGCCAAAUUGGUGGUGUGGAUACUUACACCUCGAUUCCUCCUGACUCCGUUUCUGCUAAUGGAAACGUCUUACUCUACUUCCCAGAUGCAUUUGGCUUAUAUGAGAAUGCGUUUUUGAUGAUGGAUAAUUUUGCAGCUGCUGGAUAUUUAGUGCUUGGAGUCGAUUACUUUGCAGGUGAUUCUGUAGCCAAACACAACACAACACCACUUUCUGACCCUACCUUUGACUUUGGAGCUUGGACGCAGAAACAUCUGCAUUCUUCAGAGCAGAUUGCAGAAAGUUGGGUCAAAAGUGUUGUAAAGGAGUUUGGAGGCGAGGGAGUAAAGUUUGGGUGUGUGGGAUAUUGUUGGGGUGCUAGAUUCGUCUGCCGCCAACUUUCCAUACAAGGCAUUUGUCGAGUGGGGGUUGUUGCUCAUCCUUCGUUUUUGAGGGAAACUCAUGUUAAAGGUGUGCAAGCGCCGCUGUACAUCGUGGCACCUGCAGAUGACGAGCUAUUCCCACACGAACAACGUAAUCGGACGCAGGAGAUUCUCGCAAAAGGAGAAGUGCACUUUUCGAUGCAGACCUAUUCGAGGGUUGGGCAUGGAUUUGCGACACGAGCGAAUCUUGAAGACCCAUACGCAAAAUGGGCGAAGGAACAAUGCUUGGAGAAGUUUGUGUCUUGGCUGGAUUAUUGGUUGUUGAAGGAGUGA
This is a messenger RNA of Aureobasidium melanogenum CBS 110374, 777 nucleotides long. RefSeq names its product alpha/beta-hydrolase. The coding region runs from base 1 to 777 and encodes 258 amino acids. The record is from RefSeq and is a predicted model, not a curated record. Gene Ontology annotation, molecular function: hydrolase activity. NCBI's taxonomy places the organism in Eukaryota, Fungi, Ascomycota, Dothideomycetes, Dothideales, Saccotheciaceae. The transcript is spliced from 5 exons.